Molecule: messenger RNA, 3831 nt
Organism: Arabidopsis arenosa
Lineage: Eukaryota; Viridiplantae; Streptophyta; Magnoliopsida; Brassicales; Brassicaceae
Source: the annotation of a GenBank genome assembly
ACGCGCCACCUAGUUUCCCUCUUCUUUAAUAUUACACGCGCUUUAAAGACGCGUGGAGGGAGUGGAUUUUAGCCCGAGUCCUUGUUUUCUCAGAUGACCACUGUUACAGAAAAAGCACAGUCAGUCCUCUCUUUAAAAUUUUACACUUGAAACGCCGUCGUAUCUUACCAACCUUCACGAUCUCCGGCGAAGAGGAAGUAAGAAUUAGCUCAAAAUGCAUUUCACUAAGCUUGAUGACUCUCCCAUGUUCCGCAAACAGUUACAAAGCAUGGAGGAGAGUGCAGAAAUAUUGCGGGAAAGAAGUCUCAAGUUUUACAAAGGAUGCCGGAAAUACACUGAAGGACUAGGCGAGGCAUACGAUGGGGACAUUGCUUUCGCAAGUGCACUUGAAACAUUUGGUGGAGGCCAUAAUGAUCCAAUAAGUGUGGCUUUUGGAGGACCUGUAAUGACGAAAUUUACAAUUGCGUUGCGGGAAAUUGGGACUUAUAAGGAAGUUCUUCGGUCACAGGUGGAACAUAUACUGAAUGACAGAUUACUUCAAUUUGCCAAUAUGGACUUGCAUGAAGUUAAGGAAGCUCGGAAGCGCUUUGACAAGGCUAGUCUUACCUACGACCAGGCCCGUGAGAAGUUUUUAUCUUUGAGGAAAGGUACAAAAAGUGAUGUUGCUGCUGCUUUAGAACAGGAACUUCACACUUCGAGGUCUAUGUUUGAGCAAGCUCGGUUCAACCUUGUGACUGCUCUUUCAAAUGUUGAAGCUAAAAAAAGGUUUGAAUUUUUGGAAGCAGUCAGCGGAACGAUGGAUGCACAUCUUCGGUACUUCAAACAGGGUUACGAAUUACUGCAUCAGAUGGAACCAUAUAUCAAUCAGGUCUUGACCUAUGCGCAACAAUCCAGAGAAAGAUCAAAUUAUGAACAAGCAGCACUUAAUGAAAAGAUGCAAGAGUACAAAAGACAGGUUGAUCGAGAGAGCAGGUGGGGUUCAAAUGGUUCUAAUGGAUCACCAAAUGGAGAUGGCAUACAAGCGAUCGGUAGAAGUUCUCACAAAAUGAUAGACGCCGUAAUGCAAUCUGCCGCAAGGGGAAAGGUGCAAACAAUAAGGCAAGGUUAUCUCUCUAAACGAUCAUCAAACCUGAGAGGAGACUGGAAAAGAAGGUUUUUUGUUCUUGACAGCCGGGGAAUGCUGUAUUAUUAUCGAAAACAGUGUAGCAAACCAUCUGGGUCUGGCAGCCAGCUUUCUGGACAGAGAAAUAGCUCCGAGCUUGGGUCUGGACUUCUUAGUAGGUGGCUUUCUUCGAAUAGUCAUGGACAUGGUGGUGUCCAUGAUGAGAAGUCUGUAGCUCGGCAUACAGUGAACUUACUGACCUCAACAAUUAAAGUCGACGCUGAUCAAUCAGAUCUGAGGUUUUGCUUUAGGAUCAUUUCACCUACAAAAAACUACACGUUGCAGGCUGAGAGUGCACUCGAUCAAAUGGAUUGGAUAGAAAAGAUCACAGGGGUUAUUGCAUCACUACUUAGUUCUCAGGUCCCUGAACAGCGUCUUCCUGGUAGUCCCAUGGGAAGUGGUCACCAUCGAUCUGCUAGUGAAAGUAGCUCAUAUGAAAGUUCUGAAUAUGACCAUCCUACUACUGAAGAAUUCGUAUGUGAGAGGAGCUUUUUGGGGUACCAUGAAAGGCCAUCAAGAAGUUUUCAGCCGCAACGGUCCAUUAGGAAGGGUGAGAAGCCCAUUGAUGCUCUGCGAAAGGUCUGUGGGAAUGACAAAUGUGCGGAUUGUGGAGCUCCAGAACCAGACUGGGCUUCUUUAAAUCUGGGGGUUCUUGUCUGUAUCGAAUGUUCUGGUGUUCACCGUAAUCUUGGUGUGCAUAUAUCUAAGGUUAGGUCACUCACUCUCGACGUGAAAGUAUGGGAGCCAUCUGUUAUAAGUUUGUUCCAAGCUCUUGGAAAUACUUUCGCAAACACAGUUUGGGAGGAAUUGCUUCAUUCAAGGAGCGCCUUCCAUGUGGACCCAGGCUUAACAGGGUCUGAUAAAUCCAGGGUGAUGGUCACUGGAAAACCCAGCUAUGCUGAUAUGAUAUCUAUCAAGGAGAAGUAUAUACAAGCUAAGUAUGCGGAGAAGCUAUUUGUUCGGAGAUCAAGAGACUGUGAUUUCCCACAAUCAGUUGCACAACAAAUGUGGGACGCAGUGAGUGGCAAUGAUAAAAAAGCUGUUUACCGGCUUAUUGUCAAUGGUGAUGCGGAUGUGAAUUCUGUGUAUGACCAAUCAUCUUCCAGCUCUUCAUUAACACUAUCCAGAGUAAUAUUAGUACCAGAAAGGCCAAAGCGUGAGGAUGUUCUACUCAGAUUAAGAAAUGAGUUACUUGAUAGAACAGGUACUUCUUCAAAUAUUUCUCCUGAGGGAAGCGGAGGUUCCUCUCUGCUUCACUGUGCUUAUGAGAAGGCAGACAUUGGGAUGGUAGAGCUUUUGCUACAAUAUGGUGCAAAUGUAAAUGCCUCAGAUUCAAGUGGUCAAACGCCGCUGCACUGUUGUCUACUCAGAGGCAAAGCGACAAUAGCAAGAUUGCUACUCACUAGGGGAGCAGACCCGGAAGCUAUGAACGGAGAAGGCAAAACCGCUCUUGAUAUCGCUGCAGAAUCGAAAUUUACUGAUCCAGAAGUCCUCGCUCUCCUUUCAGACGCAAACGGCAUCGUUUCAGGGAUUUUAACCGGGUUGGUUUCUGCUUUGGUGUUAGCUUUCUUGGUUCGUAGCAUUGUCAAAUACAUGAAACAGACGCCAAUUCUCAAAGGUCCUGUGGUGUUUUCUCCUAAGAUCACUCCUAAAUCUCUUCACGCAGCUCUCGGUAAUGGUAUUCAGUUGCUUGGCUCAGACCCUAAUGGUAAAUACUAUAAGAUGGUACUUGAUAAUGGUCUAGUGGUUGCAGUCAAGAGACUAGGCUCACUUGAAGGAAUUGGUUCACCAGAAAGUAGUAGUAGCAAGUCGGUUAAGAGAAGGUUGCAGAAGGAACUUGAGCUUCUUGCUGGGUCAAGGCAUAGGAACCUUAUGAGUUUACGAGCUUAUGUUCGCGAAUCCGAUGAGUUCUCUCUCGUCUAUGAUUAUAUGCCGAAUGGUAGCCUUGAGGAUGUGAUGCAUAAGGUUAGAACGAAAGAGGUAGAGCUUGGAUGGGAGAUUAGGCUUAGAGUUGCAGUUGGAAUUGUGAAAGGGCUUCAGUAUCUUCAUUUCAGUUGUGAGACACAGAUUCUUCAUUAUAACUUGAAACCUACAAAUGUGAUGUUGGAUUCUGAGUUUGAGCCUCGGCUUGCUGAUUGCGGAUUGGCUAAGAUCAUGCCUAGUUCUCACACAGCGGUAUCUUGCUACUCUGCUCCUGAGUCUUCUCAAAGUAACAGAUACACAGACAAAAGCGACAUAUUCAGCUUCGGGAUGAUAUUGGGUGUUCUUUUAACCGGAAGAGACCCGACCCACCCGUUCUGUGAAGAGUCUGCAAGCGGAGGCAGCUUAGGACAGUGGCUGAAACAUUUACAACAAUCCGGGGAAGCACGAGAAGCAUUAGAUAAGACUAUUCUAGGAGAGGAAGUGGAGGAAGACGAGAUGUUAAUGGCUUUAAGAAUCACCAUUAUCUGCCUUUCUGACUUUCCGGCAGACCGGCCUUCAAGUGAUGAGCUUGUCCACAUGCUUACACAACUGCACAGCUUUUAGCCCGAUGUACUUGUAUCAAAACCUGAAUGUAAAAACAAUUCAAACAUCUGCAGUUACAUCACUAUAUUCCUUUUUCUUUAUCCUUGCGAGUUACUGGUUAAACUUUGAUCGCGCAAAUGGUACAAAAAAAUUGGUCUUACAAC